Molecule: messenger RNA, 363 nt
Organism: Parnassius apollo (apollo)
Lineage: Eukaryota; Metazoa; Arthropoda; Insecta; Lepidoptera; Papilionidae
Source: the annotation of a GenBank genome assembly
AUGAGGAGCAUAUUGGAAGAGUCGAUGCUGAAAACGCGCAUCAUACUCUCGAAAAUCGACCGCGACUUCCUGGUGACCUAUUUGGAAGCCAGCCGGGACCUUUGCGAGACGGACCCAAUUCUUUUUGGCGCCGCACGGCAGUAUAACGUAUUAUUGGCGCCAAACUUCCCAUGGCUGGACGAGCGAGCGAGAGGUCAAGGCGGUUCAACCAGAAUAGUCUCUUCCAGUGAUCAGAAGAGGCUCUAUAAAUCAUUGGAGCGACCAUCGGUAUGUGGAGCGGGCCCAGGACCGGAUCAGGCUGACACUGUCGCAUUUUGGCGUGGCCUGUGGUCAGAGCCCGUAAACCACAGCGAGGGUCCUUGA